UUAAAAUCAAACUCUGCUAAUUUCCAUUUUUUUUGUUUCCUAUAUAUUUCCAAGUAUUAAGUAUUAGAAGUAAAUAUUAUUUUUAUUUUUCUACAACAUUUUUAUUAAUUUUAUUUCCAUAAAUCUAAAUUUCCCAUACCAUUUUUGCUAUUACUUCUACAAAUUAUUAUUACAACUACUGGUAUAAGGUAUUUUCAGACAAUAUUUUAUCUCUCCUCAUCUGGAUUAGAGAAAGUGCAGUAUGUUGCUACUUUUUUUCGCCAUUAAAGUAAGCUUGAAGCUCUUUUAGUAAGAUCCCACAAAGAGAUCUCUUUCUUUAUGCUCAAAGUGGAUCAAGGAUAGGUAUCUGUAAAUGACGUCAAAGUCAUUCAAGCAAAGUCGUUCGAAUGUAUCAUCGAGCACAGAUGCAUCUGAGUUGCAGCAACUCAGACCUCCCCUUCCCCCAACUGUAUCUUUUGCGCGUCGUACGUCCUCUGGUCGCUAUAACAACUAUUCGAGGGAUGAUCUCGAUAGUGAACUUUCAAAUUCAGAAUAUGCAAACUAUACAGUGCAAAUACCUCAGACACCUGAUAACCAGCCGAUGGUGGACCCCACAAUAUCACAGAGGGUUGAGGAGCAAUAUGUUUCCAACUCUCUUUUCACUGGAGGGUUUAAUAGUGUAACAAGAGCUCAUCUUAUGGACAAGGUUUUUGAUUCUGAAGCUAGCCAUCCCCAAAUGGCUGGUGCCAAAGGAUCCUCGUGUGCGGUUCCUGGAUGUGAUGGCAAUGUGAUGAGUGAUGGGAGGGGAAGUGAUAUUCUUCCUUGUGAGUGUGAUUUCAAGAUCUGUCGUGACUGUUAUGUCGAUGCAGUACAGUCUGGGGCAAUUUGCCCCGGCUGUAAGGAGCCUUACAAGAAUACUGAGUUGGAUGAAGCAACGGGUGAAAGACCUCUUCCACUUCUAGCUCAAGGUGGGAUGUCGAAGAAUGAGAGGAGAUUAUCAUUGAUGAAAUCGACGAAGUCGGUACUAAUGAGAAGUCAGACUGGCGAUUUUGAUCAUAGUCGCUGGUUAUUUGAAACAAAGGGGACUUACGGGUAUGGUAAUGCUAUUUGGCCGAAGGAGGGGGGUCCCACUGAUGGUAAUGAUAACAACGGGGCUGUGCAUGAUCCUCAAGAGUUGAUGAACAAACCAUGGAGGCCGCUUACUCGGAAAUUGAAGAUUCCUGCUGCUGUACUCAGUCCUUAUAGGUUGCUCAUAUUUGUGAGAAUGGUUGUUCUGGGCUUCUUCCUUGUCUGGAGAGUCAAACAUAAAAAUGAAGAUGCAAUGUGGCUGUGGGGAAUGUCUGUGGUUUGUGAGAUUUGGUUUGCCUUCUCGUGGCUUCUUGAUCAGAUGCCGAAACUCUGCCCUGUUAAUCGUGCAACAGAUCUCAAUGUCCUGAAAGAGAAGUUUGAGAAACCUAGUCUUAACAAUCCUACUGGAAGAUCUGAUCUCCCUGGAAUAGAUGUUUUUGUGUCUACUGCAGAUCCAGAGAAAGAGCCCCCUCUUGUUACUGCCAACACUAUUUUAUCUAUUCUAGCUUCAGAUUACCCUGUCGAAAAGCUUUCUUGCUAUGUUUCUGAUGAUGGUGGUGCCCUUCUUACCUUUGAGGCCAUGGCUGAGGCUGCAAGCUUUGCCCAUAUGUGGGUCCCUUUCUGUCGUAAACAUAAUAUUGAACCAAGGAAUCCUGAUUCUUACUUUAAUCUGAAGAGAGAUCCAUACAAGAGUAAAGUCCGUCCGGAUUUUGUAAAGGACCGUAGGCGUGUAAAGCGAGAAUAUGAUGAGUUCAAGGUUCGGAUAAACGGGUUGCCUGAGUCUAUUCGACGACGUUCUGAUGCUUACCACGCCAGGGAGGAAAUAAAAGCUCUAAAACUUCAGAGACAAAAUAAAAGUGAUGAACCUUUCGAGGUUGUUAAAAUUCCAAAAGCAACUUGGAUGGCUGAUGGAACUCAUUGGCCUGGUACAUGGAAUCACCCUUCUCCUGAACACUCUAAGGGAGACCAUGCUGGAAUCAUACAGGUUAUGCUCAAGCCUCCUAGUGAAGAACCACUUUUUGGUACUGGGCCCACUGAUGAAGAGCCCAGGCUUCUCGACCAGACAGAUGUUGACAUUCGGCUCCCUCUGCUGGUUUAUGUGUCGCGUGAGAAGCGUCCUGGCUAUGAUCAUAAUAAGAAGGCUGGAGCCAUGAAUGCUUUGGUAAGAGCAUCUGCAAUCAUGUCCAAUGGUCCCUUCAUCCUCAACCUGGACUGUGAUCAUUAUAUUUAUAACUCCGAAGCAAUGAGAGAGGGCAUGUGUUUCAUGAUGGACCGUGGUGGAGAUCGCAUAUGUUAUGUCCAAUUCCCUCAAAGGUUUGAGGGUAUUGAUCCUUCUGAUCGGUAUGCCAACAAUAACACUGUUUUCUUUGACGUGAAUAUGCGCGCCCUUGAUGGGCUUCAAGGGCCAGUUUAUGUCGGAACUGGUUGUCUUUUCCGAAGGAUGGCCCUUUAUGGCUUUGAUCCCCCUCGCUCUAAAGACCGUGCUCCAAGUGUUUGGGAUUGCUGCUUCCCACGCCGCAAGAAGCUUGCAGCAGCUGAAGAGAACAGAGCUCUGAGAAUGGGUGACUCAGAUGAUGAAGAAAUGCCUCUUGCCACAUUCCCCAAGAAAUUUGGCAACUCUAGGUUCCUCAUUGAUUCGAUCCCCGUGGCAGAGUUUCAAGGGCGUCCGUUAGCUGACCAUCCAGCUGUCAAGAAUGGAAGGCCACCUGGUGCUCUCACAAUCGGUCGAGAGUUGCUUGAUGCGUCCACAGUUGCCGAGGCAAUCAAUACUAUCUCUUGCUGGUAUGAGGACAAGACCGAAUGGGGGGAGCGUGUCGGUUGGAUUUAUGGUUCUGUUACAGAGGAUGUGGUUACUGGGUAUAGGAUGCACAACCGAGGUUGGAAGUCUAUAUACUGUGUCACAAAACGUGAUGCUUUUCGUGGUACAGCUCCAAUUAAUCUCACAGAUAGGCUCCAUCAGGUUCUCCGGUGGGCCACCGGUUCAGUUGAAAUUUUCUUCUCCCGCAAUAACGCCCUACUUGCCAGCCCGAAAAUGAAGAUUCUACAAAGGAUUGCAUACCUGAAUGUGGGUAUCUAUCCUUUCACGUCUAUCUUCCUUAUCGUAUACUGCUUCCUACCUGCACUCUCUCUCUUCUCUGGGCAGUUCAUUGUACAAACCCUCGAUGUCACUUUCCUUACCUAUCUAUUGACCAUCACGGUAACUCUUUGUUUGCUUGCUGUGCUUGAGAUUAAAUGGUCUGGCAUUGCAUUAGAGGAAUGGUGGCGAAAUGAACAGUUUUGGUUAAUUGGAGGGACAAGUGCACAUCUUGCAGCAGUGCUACAAGGCUUGCUGAAAGUCAUAGCUGGAAUUGAAAUCUCUUUUACCCUGACUUCUAAAUCCGGUGCUGAUGAGGAUGAUGAGUUUGCGGACCUUUACAUAGUCAAGUGGACAUCUUUGAUGAUUCCUCCUAUUCUGAUCAUGAUGCUUAAUUUGAUAGCAAUAGCAGUUGGGUUUAGUCGUACAAUAUACAGUACGAUACCUGAGUGGAGUAAGCUUAUUGGCGGGGUUUUCUUCAGCUUCUGGGUCUUGGCACAUCUGUACCCGUUCGCUAAAGGUCUGAUGGGAAGAAGAGGUAAGACACCGACCAUUGUUUUUGUGUGGUCGGGACUUCUUGCGAUUACAAUAUCACUGCUCUGGGUGGCUAUCAAACCUCCUUCAGAUACUGACCAAAUUGGGGGAUCAUUUCAAUUUCCUUGAAAGGUAAACUUUUCAGCUAGAAAAUAUUUUAUUUUCUUGCAAAUUCUUUGUUAAUGCUCUGGUUAAGAGUUAGUUUCUUAUGUUGCCGAGCAAUGUUACUAAGGUUCAUCAGAGAAAUAGGUUGGGAGCAAGACCCCAUCCCCAAAUAUUUGUUCAUUUUUGUAUGAUUUAGAACAUUUUCGAGGAUGAUUUGAUUGCAUACUUUGUGAAGUAACAUAUUUUAACUUA
This is a messenger RNA of Beta vulgaris subsp. vulgaris (sugar beet), 4012 nucleotides long. Its product is annotated as cellulose synthase-like protein D2. Gene Ontology annotation, biological process: cellulose biosynthetic process; plant-type primary cell wall biogenesis. Gene Ontology annotation, cellular component: trans-Golgi network; plasma membrane. The transcript is spliced from 4 exons. Gene Ontology annotation, molecular function: cellulose synthase (UDP-forming) activity; mannan synthase activity. The coding region runs from base 353 to 3784 and encodes 1143 amino acids. The record is from RefSeq and is a predicted model, not a curated record. Lineage: Eukaryota; Viridiplantae; Streptophyta; Magnoliopsida; Caryophyllales; Amaranthaceae.